Molecule: messenger RNA, 3609 nt
Organism: Marmota flaviventris (yellow-bellied marmot)
Lineage: Eukaryota; Metazoa; Chordata; Mammalia; Rodentia; Sciuridae
Gene: Ermap
Product: erythroblast membrane associated protein (Scianna blood group)
Biological process (GO): regulation of cytokine production; T cell receptor signaling pathway
Cellular component (GO): external side of plasma membrane
Molecular function (GO): signaling receptor binding
Source: RefSeq, a predicted model, not a curated record
AAGGGAGUCAGUGGGGCAGAGGGAGCCCCUGGCUUGGGGCUUUGGUCUUUAGAAAAAAAUAUGAACUCUCCCCAGGCUCUCCUCCUGGGACCCUUCCUGAUCCUCUGGCCUGGUGCCUGACCUCCCUACUUGGGGCAAGGAGAGUUCCCGGCUUGGAAACUCCAGCUCUGUUGCUGAAGGACAAGAGACCCUGUUCCCAGAAGUGCGUCCAGGGCAAAUCACUUCACAUGUAUUUCUUUGAUCCUCACUAUAACCCUCUCUACAAGUUCGGAAGGAGAUGGCAAGUUCCCCUGGCUCCUGGUUCUCUAGCUGCCUCAUCACUCUGGUCAUCCUGCAGAUGCCUGCGCACCUGUCAGGAGAUGUCAGCAAGUUCCACCUCGCCCCGCUAGGGGGCACAGCCGAGCUGCUCUGCCCUCUGUCUCUCUGGCCGGUGUCGAUGCCCAUGCAGAUAAGGUGGCUGCGGCCCUCCCAAUCGCAACGCUCCCAGUCUGUUCACGUGUUCCGGGAUGGAAAGGACAGGGAUGAAGAUCUGAUUCCGGAAUAUAAGGGCAGGACGACGCUGGUGAGAGACAUCCAAGAGGGAAAAGUCACUCUACAGAUCCGCAAUGUGACCCUUGAGGAUCGAGGUCCAUACCAAUGUCAGAUCCAGGUCGGAAACCUGAGUCGAGAGGGGACCGUGACUCUUCAGGUUGCAGUUCUAGGUUCUGAUCCUUACAUCCACAUGAAGGGCUACAAUGCUGGUUGGAUCCAGCUUGUGUGCAGGUCGGUGGGAUGGUUCCCACAGCCUUGGGCCCAAUGGAGGGACCCGGAAGGCAGGAGGCUUCUAUCCCUGUCUGAGGAUCACACCCUGGACGCAACCGGACUCUUCCAAACAGCAGUGUCCAGCAGAAUCAGGGACAACACUCUGGGGAACGUGUCCUGCACCAUCCGUAACAUGGUCCUUGGCCGAGAGAAGACCACAGCCAUGCUUAUAGAAGCCCCAUCCCCAGGAAUGCUCUCCUCCUCAGCAGUGGCUCUGGCUGUGGUCCUGCCUGUCCUGGGGCUCCUCAUCACAGUAGGCAUUUGUCUCAUCUGGAAGCAAAGAAGAUCAAGAGAGAAGCUUCUCUAUGAACAGGUGAUGGAGGUAGAAAAUCUUCUUGCAGACCAUGCAAAAGAAAAAGGAAGACUCCAUAAAGGCCUGAAGAAACUCCGGAUGGAACUGAAGUUGAAAAGAGCUGCAGCCAACUCAGGCUGGAGAAGAGCCCGGCUACAUUUUGUGGCAGUGACCCUGGACCCAGACACAGCACAUCCCAAACUCAUCCUAUCUGAGGAUCGGAGAUGUGUGAAGCUUGGUGACAGAAAGCAGCCUGUGCCUGACAACCCCCAGAGAUUUGAUUUCGUCGUCAGUGUUCUGGGCUUUGAGUACUUCACGGCUGGCUGUCACUAUUGGGAAGUGUAUGUGGGAGACAAGACCAAAUGGAUCCUUGGGGUGUGUAGCGAGUCGGUGAGCAGGAAGGGGAAGGUCACUGCCUCGCCCGCCAAUGGACACUGGCUUUUGCGACAGAGUCGUGGUAAUGAGUACCAAGCUCUCACCUCCCCGCAGACCUCCUUCCGCCUGAAAGAGCCGCCGAGGUGUGUGGGGAUUUUCCUGGACUAUGAAGCGGGAAUCAUCUCCUUCUACAACGUGACUGACAAAUCCCACAUCUUUACUUUCACUCAUAGUUUCUCUGGCCCCCUUCGCCCUUUCUUUGAACCUUGUCUUCAUGAUGGAGGGAAGAACAUAGCGCCUCUAAUCAUCUGUUCAGAACUCCAGAAAUCAGAGGACUCACUUGUCCCCAAGCCAGAAGGAAAGGGCCAUGCUAAUGGAGAUGUGUCCCUGAAGGUGAACCCUUCCUUACUACCUCCUCAGGCCCCAGAGCUUCCCCCAGGGAUGUCCUGGCCCUCUGACCUGGGCCCGGCCCUUCAGGGGCUCAAGGCUCCUUCUUUUUAGAACUGUGCCUUGUGUCCCGCUCCCAUGACAUCCAGCCCGGGGACUCUGGAUAUCAGUCUCUUGGUCCACACCUCAUCCUGCGACAUCUCUUCCCUUUAACUGAAAUCCAGAUCCUUGUGUGAUUUCAAUUUGUACCACUUCUUUUUUAGGGCUCAAUUCUGAACCCUGCCUUUCUUUUAGGGUUCCCAUAACCCUGAAAAGCAAAUGCUCAGUUUAGGUGAUGUUGAACAUGUGUCCUCAAGAUUUAGGGAAAGGGUCUUCUACUCAAGGGGAUAUUUUUGAGUACUUGCUUCUGAUUCAUCCUGCAUUUGGACUUUCAGUGAUGCAAUUAGAUCCUCAGACCCUGACUUCUUACUUAUUCUAUCAAGGAUUGUUUGCCCCUUACCCCACCCCCCACAACACACCUCUGGCCCCAUCCUUCUCUUUCUCACUCUCAGUUUAGACCUCUAGCCCGCAAAGUCAGGUUUUUAAAAAUAAUAAAAUCAUACACCCUUCCUUCUUUCUUCAGGAGCUGGGGUAGGGCAGAGGGGUCACAUAUGCCAUCUUUUUUUAUUUUCUUGAUAAUGUUUAUAACAUAGUUUGGAGACAUUCAGAGCAAAUGUACAUUUUUCAAAAGCCAAUUUACAUAUUGAGGAUAAUCAGGUACAGGAAUUUUAAAUACAGCAGCCAUAAUUCUGAGGAUCCUCAGAAGCACAGUUAGGAAGCACAGCUAUAACAGAGCAACUCAGCUGUGUGUGGCCUUGAACAGACAGAGACAGAGGAAUAGGUCUGUUGUGGCAGAUGAGUCAGAAGAGCCAGUCUGUUGCGUUGGCCAUUUUGAAUACUUUCCUGAGAUUCAGAGAGGCCCCAUGAGAAAAAAGUAACAGUUUUUUUUUUUUUUUCCCCCCACAAGACCAUUAUAAUGGAAGACUUGACUAUUUGUGCAGCAAACAGCCUCUUAGGUCAGAGAGUAUUGAUUUCAAAGAAGUUGUUGGUGGAUUCUUAUUCGAAAGAUAAGAAGGUGGAAGGAUAAAAUAAUGAAUUGGAUUUUGGGGAGUGAUAUGGCUUAUUUGUUGAGACACUGGCUAUCAUUUUGCAGAUGGAUAUACAGUGUGACCCAGAAGAAACUAGAUCUUUUUGUCUGUUUAAUGGUCUUUCUAUUAGCACUUAUAACAGUGUUCUCCCAGAAAACAGAAUCAAUAGAAUGUGUGUGUGUGUACAUAUAUAUCGAGUGGGGGAAGAGGAUUGAUAAGACUUGGCUCAUAUGAUUAUAGAGCUGGCAGCCUCAAGACCAAGAAAGAACCAAUGUUUUCAGUUUAAGUUGAAGGUGGGGAAAAACUAAUAUACCAUACAAAGACUGUCAGGUAGGGUGAUUUCUGUCUUGGUUGGGGGAGGAUCAGACUUUCUGUUCUUUUCAUUUAUUUAAAUGAUUGGGUGAGUCCCACCUACUUUAGGGAGAGCAAUCUGCUUUACUCAGUUUGCUGAUUUAAAUGUUGAUAUUAUCCAAAAACAUCCUCACAGAAAUACCCAGAAUAAUGAUUGAUCAAAUAUUUGGGUACUUUGUGACCCAGGCAAGCUGAUACAUAAAAUUAACCAUCACAGUGACUGAGUAGAAUUUUUUUGAUUUUGUACAGUUAUUGAAUAAAACUUUUGGUAUCCAU